Scaptodrosophila lebanonensis is the source of this 1166-nucleotide messenger RNA. RefSeq names its product alpha-tocopherol transfer protein. Bases 127 to 1002 code for a protein of 291 amino acids. Gene Ontology annotation, cellular component: membrane. The transcript has 6 exons. The record is from RefSeq and is a predicted model, not a curated record. Gene Ontology annotation, molecular function: phosphatidylinositol bisphosphate binding. Lineage: Eukaryota; Metazoa; Arthropoda; Insecta; Diptera; Drosophilidae.
AACUGGGCCCCCAGAUUUCCUGUUGUCGUGACCAUUGCUAUUAUUAUUGUUGUAUUUGUUGUUGUCGUUGGGAGUGUGUGUUUGUUGUGAACAUUUCCAUUUUGUUUUUUUUUUUUUGUUUGCAUUAUGGUGCACAAAACCGUUGACGAAGAAUUCGCAAGUCUCGUCUUGGAGCUGCAAGUCUGGCUUAAGACACACCCACAGUUGCCGCAGAAUAUAUCGCCCACCUUACUGAGACGAUUUCUGCACACGACGCAUGGCGAUAUCGGGGGAGCACAAAGGCUUUUGGAACUAAACUAUGCGCUGCGCAACAAACAUUCACAGAUCUUCAUCGAACGCGAUCCGCUGGAUGCGAGCUCCCAGCAAUUGUUGCAAGUAGCCGAUUUGGUGCCAUUGCCCGGCCUGACGCCCGAGAACAAUAAGCUACUCUUUUAUCGUCUGAUCGACUCCGAUGCGGAUAAGUUCAAUUUUACAGCCGGCAUUAAGGUCUUCUUCAUGGUCGCCGAUUGUCGAUUCGCCUUGGAGAGCGACGAUCGUCUCUCCGAAGGCGAAAUACCCAUUUUCGAUAUGGCCGGCUAUACGUUACGUCAUCUGACCAAAACAGUGCUCAGUUCGCUGCGCGUCUACAUGAAGUUCGUACAGGAGGCCCACCCGGUCCGUCUCAAGGAGGUGCACGUUCUCAAUUGUCCAUCCUAUUUGGACAAAGUGCUCACAGUGGUUAAGCCCUUCAUCAAGAGCGAUGUCUUCAAGCUGAUACACUUCCAUUUACCCAAUGCGGACACACCCUACAAGCAUUUUCCCCGCGCCAUGCUGCCCACAGAGUAUGGCGGGGAGGCGGGCCGUAUGGCUGACCUCAAGCAGCAGUGGAUGCAGCAGUUGGCAGAUCAGCGCGAGUAUCUGAUGGAUGCUAACAACUGGCAACUCAAUAAGAGCAAAAAGAUGAUGAAUGGCAGCAAAAGCAAAGACGUAACCCAAAGCUUGAAGGCGCUCGAAAUUGAUUAGUGAUAUGGUGCCAAGUGAUGAGGUUUUCACUUUAUAUAUACUUUGUUAACACACAUACAUUAAUGUGUGUAUAUGUAACUGUAAAUAGGCAUUUAUAUACAUAUCGAUACACCCGUACUCGUAAUCUAUGAAUCUUUGGAAUAUAUACUUUUGUUCAUUCUUAA